AUGGAGAAUGAAAUUCCAACUCCCCCACAGGGCUAUGGUGGUUUGAAUGAUGAAAGGGGUCAUCAUGAGGAGGAAGUGGACGCCAUUCCGCAAUAUUAUGAUCACGAGAGAACCAUUUUCUUGACAUUCUCUAGAAUGGGCACACUCGCGAACAUGAAAUCACACACUUCUUCACUAGAUUACUUAAGUUCAAUCUGUCCUUGCCUUAAGUCUUCGUCUGUGGCUGAAGAACUGUUGUAUGAAACUAGAUGCAUAUUUCCAGAACUCAUAUGCAAGUGGAAAAAUUUGGAGGAGCUUUCUUUGGGAGGCAGCUAUAAUCUUGUGAAAAUCAUUGAACAGAUCAGCAUUCACUGCAAGAACUUUUGUGCUUUAACUUUGUUUGAGUCUCUUGGAAGAGAUGCGGCAAUGUCGAUUGUUAACCUUUUGCCCAAUAUCAAUAACCUGAUCUUGAUGAACUCACAGAUUUGUCGGGAUGAUUUUGUUGUAAUUCUACAGGGCUGCAAACACCCUGUGUUGCUGGAUGCCAAGAAGUGUAAAGGUUUCAAUGAGAGUGAUGAAGAAAUAUUGAAGCUUGCUUCUCGUAUUAGUAAUUUCAGGUGUGAAGGCUCUAUUGGUGGGGAUUGUUGGGGUGGUAGUGUUUGCUCUUAUUAUCCUCUUUACCGUCAAUUUUUGAAUCUUAAUGGCCAAGGUGGUGAAGGAGUAAAUGAUCCAUUGUUUGAUGAUGAUGAGGGUGAUCAUGAGGAAGACAAUCUUCAUCUUGAUGAUGAACUUGUUUGA
Molecule: messenger RNA, 777 nt
Organism: Prunus armeniaca (apricot)
Lineage: Eukaryota; Viridiplantae; Streptophyta; Magnoliopsida; Rosales; Rosaceae
Source: the annotation of a GenBank genome assembly